GAGGCGCUGCAGCCGGUGCCCGCAGCCCUGGACCGGGCCCGCUCGCUGGCCGCGGUCGGUCAAGCUGGAGGCUGCAUGGGCCGGAGCUCGCCCCCAGCGGCUCGGCUCCGCUCCGGAGAGUCCAGCAUGGACCACCUGAUCCUGUGGACGCUGCUGCUUUUGUCCCCCGCAGCCUGGGUUCAGGGCUGUCCCUCAGGCUGCCAGUGCAGCCAGCCACAAGUUGUGUUCUGUGCGGCCCGGAGGAGCCACGCCGUCCCGAGUGGCCUGCCACCGGACACAGCCUACCUGUACGCCUUCGAGAAUGGCAUCACCUCGCUCCAUGACGACAGCUUCCAGGGCCUCCCGGCACUGCAGCAGCUGGACCUCUCCCAGAACAAGAUUUCCAGCCUCCAGAGGAAUGUCUUCCAGCCCCUCACCAACCUUGUCAACUUGGAUCUGUCAUCCAACCAGCUGCGUGAGAUCACCAACGAAACCUUCCAUGGGCUGCGCCUGCUGGAGCGCCUCUACCUGGACCGGAACCGAAUCCAGCGCAUCCACCCGGCUGCCUUGGACACACUGGAGAACCUGCUGGAGCUGAAGCUCCAGAACAAUCAGCUGCGUUUGGUUCCUCCGCUGAACCUUCCCAAACUUCUGCUGCUGGACAUAAGCCACAACGGCAUUGCCACCAUCGAAGCUGGUGCCUUUCACACAGUGAACAUAGAAUCUCUCAAGAUCGCAGGGCUGGGACUGAGCAGCUUGGAUGAGGAGCUUUUUCAGAACUUGAACAACCUCCAUGAGCUGGACAUCUCUGACAACUCGCUGGGUAGAGUCCCGGAGGUGCUCCGGCGGCUCCGGGGCCUCACCAGGCUCAGCCUGGCUGGGAACACCCAAAUCGCUCAGCUGCAGGUGGAGGAUUUCAGGGAGCUGCCCAACCUCCAAGAGCUGGACAUCAGCAACCUCAACCUCAACACCAUUCCCCACGACUUCUUCAGCCUCUUCCCCAGGCUCCGGGCCAUCACCGUGGCCGAAAAUCCAUUCAACUGCCUCUGCCAGCUGAGCUGGUUUGGGCGCUGGCUACACACCAGCCAUGUCACACUCAGGAGGUCCGAGGAGACAAGGUGCCACUUCCCUCCCAAGAACGCUGCUAAGCUCCUCCAGCACCUGGAAUAUGUAGACUUUGGCUGUCCUGCCACCCCAACCCCCACCCCCACCCUGAGAACCACCUCCCUGCAGCCGGCCGUGCUCCUCACCAGCAGCGGGCACUCUGCACUGGAGCCCAGCCUUGCUGCUCCCACUCAUGAGCCCGCACCCCGGCAGGACAGCUCUACUCGUGCACCACACACGGCUGCGCAGGGGCCGACUAGCCCCGAGAUGCAGAUCUGCCCUCCCCGGACGUGCUUAAAUGGGGGCACCUGCCAGCUAGACACGCACAACCACCUGGAGUGCCAGUGCCCCAACGGCUUCUCGGGCUUGUACUGCGAGGCCGAGAUCCAGAGAACAACCCUGCCCCCCAUCACCCAGGCACCCACGCAAAGCAAGCAAAUCAGCAUUAAGCAGGUCAGCAGCACCUCACUGACGGUGGACUUAAAAAACUAUCAACAGGCCAAAGAUCAGCUGAAGGGCAUCCGCCUGACCUACCGCAACCUGUCCGGGCCCGACAAGCGGCCGGUCACACUCAGCCUGCCGACGUCACUCUCCGAAUACACCGUACGUGCGCUGAGACCGAACUCCACCUACCACCUCUGCACUGGACCGCUGGGGGAGAAGCCCUCCGAAGGGGAGUUCUGCAUUGAGGCCCACACUGCAGUGCAGGGGACUCACCAGCAGCACCUGCCCGUCACCCAGAGCAAAGACAGCAACCUGACGCUCAUGAUUGUGCCAGCGCUGGCUGCUGUGCUGCUGCUGGUGAUUGCUGUGACAGCAGUCACAUACUAUCUCCGGCACCGACGGGCUAAGGCACAUGCUGAUGCUGGGGUGGACUCCAGCCCCCUGGAGCUGGAAGGGGUGAAAACAUGUCUGGAAAACAGAGACUUAGUGACCCACAGUCAAAAGCUGCCAGAGAAAGUGGCAGUGCUGAACGGCUUAGAAUGCGACGUCCCCCUUGUGCACCAACGCUAUCCCAGUAACAACAACAGCCCAGCGGUCAAGCCGUCCUAUUUCUAGAGCAAAAGAGAGACCAUGAGAGAGUCUCCAUUCACAAGUCCCAGAGCCUGGAUGGACGGGAUACGGGCUGACCGUUGUUUCUACCCAGGGAACGUUCCACAUGGGACAAGGGACAUUGAGAGUUAACUUAAAUUAAGACAGAACCCCACAUAAUGUGCAAUUUUCCUAGAGGCUUAUACAUGUAGGAAGUAGACACUGUAAUUUAUCUGCUCAGCACAUGACUAAGUGCCUGCAUUUCCCUGGCUGCCCUGCUGUGUGUGCAGAGAGAAGGUUUUUAGCCACUGCUACACUGAAUGAUGUGUGACUUAGGCCUGGUCUACACUAUGCAUUUAAACCGAAUUUAGCAGCGUUAAACCGAUUUAAGCCUACACCC
Messenger RNA from Gopherus evgoodei (Goodes thornscrub tortoise), 2515 nucleotides. RefSeq names its product vasorin (gene VASN). Lineage: Eukaryota; Metazoa; Chordata; Testudines; Testudinidae. Gene Ontology annotation, molecular function: protein binding. The coding region runs from base 76 to 2142 and encodes 688 amino acids. The transcript is spliced from 2 exons. Gene Ontology annotation, cellular component: plasma membrane. The record is from RefSeq and is a predicted model, not a curated record.